Puntigrus tetrazona (Sumatra barb) is the source of this 5443-nucleotide messenger RNA. RefSeq names its product ADAM metallopeptidase with thrombospondin type 1 motif, 15a (gene adamts15a). The transcript has 8 exons. The record is from RefSeq and is a predicted model, not a curated record. Gene Ontology annotation, molecular function: zinc ion binding; metalloendopeptidase activity. NCBI's taxonomy places the organism in Eukaryota, Metazoa, Chordata, Actinopteri, Cypriniformes, Cyprinidae. Bases 255 to 3131 code for a protein of 958 amino acids. Gene Ontology annotation, biological process: extracellular matrix organization; proteolysis.
CUCCCCAAAAUCUUCUGAUUAAAAGCGCUGGAUGUUUAGAAAUGCCGCGCGCAUAAAGGCGACAGCCGAGCAGAGCCGCUUCAGUAUACAGGUACAGGCAAGGCAUGGACCACAGACCGGCGGAUUUCAGACUUUGUGGACGCGCAAAGGCAACGUUUUAGUGCACCCGCGUCCUGGAAUAUUCUCGCGUUCACAUCUCAGCCGCCUUUCUCAUUUCGCGCUUUAUAAAUUAAAGGGUUUUCUCGCGCACAAACAUGUUUUUGUUGCUAAGGUCAGUUCUUCUCGUUAACGUGUUCUACGCUCAAUGGGAAAUUGUGAAUGCGAUGCAGAGCCAGUUGUGCGUGCCCGUCAGACUGGAUCGCGUCGAGAACAAUUUAGUCAGCGCCGAAGACAGCACGUUGCCGCAAACAGUUGCAUUCAAAAUAAGUGCGUUCGAGCAAGAUUUUGUGCUCGAAUUGCAGUCUGACUCCAGCUUCAUUGCACCGGCUUUCUCGACGCACGCCGACGCAACCGCUCAAAAUUCCGCGCACGGCGAAGAUCUGAGCCGGUGUUUUUAUUCCGGCGAGGUGAAUGCCGAUUCCUAUUCCUAUGCGGCGCUCAGCUUGUGCAAGGGGCUGCAGGGCGCAUUCGGUUACGAUGGCUGGGAAUAUUUCAUCAAGCCGGCUUUAAACGACACCGACCGGGAAGGUGUGCACGCGCAUCUCAUCAGCCGCAGAUCUAACGCCAAACUAAGCGGAAACUCCACGUCAAGAUGCGGCGUGGACAGCGGUGCGACCCAAAACGUCGCGCAGUCUUUGGCGAAGUUUAAGCACCUAAAGGACCAACACAAGACUAACGUCACCAUGUCAGUACUGAAAAACCGCUCGAAGAGAUUUGUCUCCAUUCCGCGUUACGUAGAGACGUUAGUGGUGGCCGAUGAAUCAAUGGCCAAAUUUCACGGCGACGACCUCAAGCAUUACGUGCUGACCUUAAUGUCAGUGGCAGCUAAACUUUACAAGCACCCCACCAUUCUUAACUCUAUCAACAUCGUGGUUGUCAAGUUUAUGGUGAUUAACGAGGAAGAGAAGGGACCGAAAGUUUCCGGGAACGCGGCGAUGACCCUGCGUAAUUUCUGCACCUGGCAGAAGAAGCUGAACAAAAACAGCGACAAGCACGCGGAGUAUUGGGACACGGCCAUCCUAUUCACUAAACAGGAUCUGUGUGGAGCCUCAACAUGUGACACACUGGGUAUGGCAGAUGUUGGCACCAUGUGUGAUCCCAAAAGAAGUUGUUCUGUGAUUGAAGAUGAUGGGUUGCCAUCUGCCUUCACUACUGCCCAUGAGCUCGGGCAUGUCUUCAAUAUGCCACAUGAUAAUGUUAAGGCAUGUGAGGAAGUGUUUGGCAAGCUGCAGGACAAUCACAUGAUGUCUCCCACUCUGAUUCGGAUCAACCGCACCAGCCCGUGGUCACCAUGCAGUGCUGCCAUUAUCACUGACUACCUGGACAGUGGACACGGUGAUUGUCUUCUGGAUCAACCUCAGAAACCUUUAGCUCUUCCAGAUGUGCUCCCAGGUGCAUCGUACGGUUUAGAGCGGCAGUGUGAGCUUGCCUUUGGUGCCGGCUCAAAGCCGUGCCCGUUCAUGCAGGCACCAUGUCAGCGUUUGUGGUGCACAGGAAAGACCCGCGGGCAACUGGUGUGCCAGACAAGACACUUUCCAUGGGCAGAUGGAACCAGCUGCGGGGACGGACAACUCUGUAUGAGGGGCACAUGCAUGGACAAACAGGAGAUCACCAAAACUAAGGUGGAUGGCAGAUGGGGUAAAUGGGGACCGUUCGGUACCUGCUCCAGAACUUGUGGAGGUGGAGUGCAGCUGUCAAAGAGAGAGUGUGACAACCCUGUGCCAGUCAAUGGCGGCAAAUACUGCCAGGGAGUGAGGGUCAAAUACCGGUCCUGCAACCUCUCCCCAUGCCCUGACACAGGCAAGAGCUAUCGUGAGGAGCAGUGUGAAGCCUUCAACGGGUUUAGCCUGAACACUAACCGGCUCACCCCCUCCGUGGUGUGGGUGCCCAAAUAUUCUGGUGUCUCGGCUAAAGAUACAUGCAAGUUGAUCUGCAGGGCAAAUGGAACAGGCUACUUCCACGUUCUUGCACCUAAGGUUGUUGAUGGUACACCAUGUUCUCCUGACUCCUCAUCAGUCUGUGUCCAAGGCAAAUGCACCAAAGCAGGCUGUGAUGGAAAACUGGGAUCCAACAAGAAGUUUGACAAGUGUGGUAUCUGUGGAGGAGAUAAUAAAAACUGCAAGAAGGUCUCAGGCCUUUUCACCAAACCCAUGCAUGGUUAUAAUUUUGUGGUCAUGCUUCCUGUGGGAGCUUCUAAUGUCGACAUCAGACAGCGUGGCUACAAGGGCAUCGUGAGUGAUGACAACUAUCUUGCCAUCAAGAACAGCCAGGGCAAGUACCUGCUGAAUGGAAACUAUGUAGUUUCAGCCAUGGAGAGGGAUAUUCUUGUGAAAGGGAGUCUGCUUCGCUACAGUGGAACAGUUGGCUCCUCAGAAACUGUUCAAGCUGUGAAGCCUCUGGGAGAAGCCCUGGUCAUUGAAGUGCUAUCUGUUGGCCAGAUGACACCUCCACGUAUCCGCUAUUCUUUCUACUUGCCACGGGAGAGCAAAGAUGCCAAGGUGCAAAAGAAAGAAGAAAAGGCACGUGCUGAAAACAGUGUUCUUAGGGAAGAGGGCAGAAUCAGUAAAGGUGGAAAAGAGGCAGAUCUUCUUAAAGACACAAUCUCACCAUCGUAUGCCAAAGAUAUUGCACCAAAACCAGGAAAGUGGGUAGUGGCCGGGUGGGACGUGUGCUCGGUUACAUGCGGGAAUGGGCUCCAGAGGAGGAUGGUGCAGUGUCUUGGGGGAGAUGGUGGACCUGGAAUGGAUUGUGAACCUGCUCUAAAGCCCAGUGCUAUUCAAGUGUGUGGAGACCCUUGCCCCAUGUGGGAGGUGGGCGACUGGUCCCCUUGCUCCAAGACCUGUGGGAAGGGCUUCAAAAGGCGCCAGAUUCGCUGCGUUACCAUUGUGGGAAAGCUGCUUCCCAGGGAGAAGUGUGCAGACAAAAAGAAGCCACAGGAGCUGGACUUCUGUUCACUAGCCCCCUGUAAAUAAUCCGUCCCUCCAUUUAAUAUUUCUCUAAAUGGACCUUCUAUUUUGUCAAAUUGCAUAUUCAGCAGAGAAAAGUACAAAGAAAAAAGACUAUAUGUUAUGGUUCAAAGUUUAUAUUUUUUCAUCUGUCUGACAAUGGGGAAAAAAUGGACAGCUGUGGAAAAAGAAAAUGACUGAUAAAAGACAGACAACUGAGGUUGUGAGAUAAACAGGCUUGAAGACCAAUGCAAAUAGUACUCUACCUCUAAUUCUAAGCAAAUCCAUCGCCUGCAAACCAUCCAGAUGAGACCAAAUUCAAAAUCAUGUCUGAUGUCAUUAAAAUUUGUAGGUAAUGGUUACAUGUACAUUUUUUGUAUGUUUGACUAGAUAUUUUAUAGAUGUAUUGACAGCACCUAAAACAUAAAAGUAUUGAAGUGUUCUGCAUUUAAAACAAAAAUCUUCUUUAAUUCUUUACAUUUGUAAAGCAAUUAUAAUCUAAUCCAACCUCUACUCUAAAGCUAACUACUUCUCAUCAAUACAAAAUAUAACAGGCAAUCUUUUACUAAAUUAUACCAUUUUGUAUACUUGUUGUUCAUUUUAAUAUUCAAUUAAGUGAAAAAGCAUGACAAAGAACAUAUUUGUUUAAUUAUUUAAAUGCAGUUAAUCAAUGUAUUCAAUAUCCUACAAAUCUAAAAGGAUUUUUAAAUGCCUAUAAAUCAUUCAUAUGUAAAGUGUUUCCAUUUUAGAUGCUGUUAAUAUGUCAAUAAUGUACAUGUCUAUGCAAGCAUAUGAAAGUGUAUGUGAUGAAACCGCACUCUACAAAUGAGAAGACUCUGGACAUUGCUAUCCAACUCCAAAACAACAUCGUCAUUAUUAUGCCUAAACUGCACAAAUCCAAUUUUUAUUUUUUCCUGCAGACAUCAGUGUAAACAUCUUUAUUUGUGUGAGCAACUGAUGUUUGAAAUUGCCAUUAAUGAAUAUGUGCGGUGGAGGCCAAACUAAAUACUGAUACAGUCCAUCUGGUUUAACAGAAACAUUCCACAGGGUAUAUAAUAAACUAGCUCACAAAUGCCCUUGUACUGCAUGAAACUGGCUGCAAACUACCCUUUUUUAUACCCUCUUCUCUUCAAAACUCUGUGGAGCUGUGGAGAAAAUAAACUGGGGGAGUGACUCAUUAUUAAUCAAAAAUUAAGACCCAAGAAUGAGACCGGAGUAUUUGUAAUGGAGGUUAAAAUUUGAUUUGAUUUACUGGUUUACUAGUUUUUCCAUUUCCUUCGCAUUGCUUAAGGCCUGAGAGGAAGCACAGGCUACAUUUCUAUCAGCACAUUUUCUGUAGCAACAAACAGGCCUAAAUAUUAGCAUUUUUUCACAAAUAGAGCGAGGAAGCCGGUUCCCAGUGCUUUACGUCAUGCAAAUAAAUGAAGUCAUCUGUGUAGUAAUGUAACUGGAAGUCUUCUAACCACUUACCACAUGGCCUUUCGUGCAAUGCAGCGAUCCACCUUUACCACGGCAAUAUGACAUGCAGUAACUCAGAGGGGCCAUUCUGACAAAGUGCAGAUCAUGGAAAUGUUUAAGUCUUUGCCGAUGUAUUAGCCCACUGAAACAAAAACAGCAAGGAGAAAGCCUUAUGUACACAAGGCCUGUGUUUUAUCAGUACGUGUGUGUUAGCAUGUUAGCCGUCUGUCCCUAAACUCUUUUUGCAUGUCCAUUCAUCUCCUUAAAGUCACUGUUAUUUAGCUCAGCAGACCUAUUUUUUUUCUUGUCUGGCCAGCAUAUUUCCUGCUUUCAGCCAUGUUCUGUACUGCCAAACACAUUCCCUCCUCAAUCCAGUGUUCAACCAGAACCCUUUUUUAAUUUGUUGUAAUGCUGUUUAUCUCCUCUCCUCUACCUACCACUGAGCCAGAGGCGCAGCUGCUAUAAUCAUGCCCUGUCUGGUACAGUUGCCAUUUUAAUUUAUUAUUUUCAAUGAAUUUUAAGAACUGGUGGCUGGUGGCAAACGGUUGUACAGUGUCGUGCCCUGUGCUUUGGUGGCAAGUCAUUCUUUGUACACAGUAAGUGAAAAUCCCUGUAAUACGCUAAACAUGUUACGUUGAUGAUCAAGGUUCUUCAGAGUAACCAUAUCGUCCAUCUAAAAGAUGGUUUCUGUAUUACUUUAAUGCAUAUUUUUCUUUUGCGCUUUUGUACAGCAAAAGAUUUCAAUGUCCUGCAUGGGCUUGUAUACCAUGUAUACAUCCAUCUGGCUGUGCAUAAACAAGUCAUGUAAAUAAAUACCUAUUAUGUCUUGUUAUACAUAUUUUUUUCUUGUCAUGCUUUAAGGUAUUUAUUCCAAAUAAAUC